Messenger RNA from Amblyraja radiata (thorny skate), 1009 nucleotides. Its product is annotated as myosin heavy chain, non-muscle-like. The record is from RefSeq and is a predicted model, not a curated record. Gene Ontology annotation, cellular component: Golgi apparatus. NCBI's taxonomy places the organism in Eukaryota, Metazoa, Chordata, Chondrichthyes, Rajiformes, Rajidae. The transcript has 5 exons. The coding region runs from base 25 to 807 and encodes 260 amino acids.
UUGCAGCCACUUUAAAUUAGAAUCAUGUGGAGGUGCAUUUGUGGAAUUGAAGAGUCCCUUGCAUCAUCGGAGGCACUGAGCUGCAGGUCUACUACAGGUAAGUAUUUGGUGGCUGGUUUAUCUGAGCAGCUGGCUCAGUAUGAACAGCUGGUAGUGCAGCUCAUAGACCAAUAUCCGGACAAAGAGACCCAGCUACAAGUGAGAGAUGAACACCUUAAGUUACUGGAAGACCUCAAGGUAAAACUCCGUGAAAACGAAGAAGCAUUAUUGGAAAAGACGCAACUUGUCGAUGUGUUGCAGAAAAAGCUUAAUAGGAAUAAUCGGGAUCUAGCGUUGCUGGAAGACUUCAAUGAAAAACUCUGGGAAAGGGAAGAGGAACUGCGAGAAACAACAGAACACGUGAAAGUACUGCAGAAACAGCUGGAAAGGAAGAAUUGUGUGAUAAUGGAGUUAGUUGAAGAUGUAAGAAAGCUUGAAGAUGAGAAUGAGGACCUGGACAACAAGUAUUACGCUGAAGAUUACGCCAGCCAUAUCAAGAUCUGUGGUUUGAGGGCGACCCAUAAAGCUGAAUUAACAAAUCUCAAAGGUAAACACAGCACUCGGCUCUGUAAAAUCAGGGAGAAACAUGCACAAGAAACAUCACAGAAAGAUCAGUGCUGUUUACAACUUCACAAAGAUCUCCAACUUUUAAGACCUCACGCCAGGUUCUGUGCACCCCUUGCAGAACAGGCAACUGGUUCUUUAAAUUAUUUCAGCGAAUGGAAGAUUAACGAACUGGAAGGUAAUUACUCAAAGUUGACCUGUUAAUAUUUUUGGCCAUAAAUGGUCCUACCGCAGAUUUGUACAUCUGUCGUCUCGUGGUAGGGAGUAGGUUUGCCCUAAAAUAUUCUAGCAUUAGAGGAAUGGAGUGGAUUUUAUGACAAAACAUCACUUCAUUUUUGUUUUGCGGUGUAAUUCUCUGGUCCCUGUAACCUCGUGAGAUUUUGUGUAUGCAAAUUGGUUGCUGUAA